AGCAGAGGCUUGUCCUUAGCGAGUAGAGUCUCAUACUGUAUACUAUUGCGCUCACUCGCGUCGCCGCCACCAUCAAUGCAGACACGGUGAGGAGCGUACCGCAGGAAUUUUCGUCCCGGCUUUGUCUGUUUGAUCCUUGCCUCCCGCUCCGCCUGCCAAACCAAAGUUUCUAUCGACCAUGGCCUGUCCGGGAAGAAGAAACUUCCUCUGGUUCCUCUCCGUCGUCGUCUUGAUCUCUUCUUCCACCAGAGCUCAACCCGGGCGAUUCGACGUCAUUGCGCAGAACGCCGGCGUCGCUAGCAUGCACACGGUCGUCACGCACUUCAGCAACGCGAUCUUCCUGGACAGAACCAACAUCGGCCCCUCGCAGAUCAAUCUCGCCGCAGGAGGAUGCAGAGACAACCCCGACGAUCGAACCUUGAAGCACGACUGCACCGCGCACUCGGUCAUGUUCGACUACUUCUCCGGGGCCAGCAGAGCUCUGUCGAUAUACUCGGACACUUGGUGCAGCUCAGGUCAGUUCUUGCCGAACGGGACGCUUCUCCAGACGGGGGGCGACUUCGAUGGUUUCUUCAAAGUCAGGUACAUGACGCCGUGUCCGAACGGGGGCACCUGCGACUGGCAGGAAUCAAAAACCGAGUUUUUGCAUUCCGGAAGGUGGUAUGCCAGCAAUCAGCUCUUGCCAGACGGCCGCGUGAUCGUUGUAGGCGGAAGAAGCGCUUUCUCCUACGAGUUCAUCCCGGACAGAGGAGCCGGGCAGUUUGAGCUGCCGUUUCUCAAGGAGACGAACGAUCCAACUUUCAACAACCUGUAUCCCUUCCUGCAUCUGCUGCCGGACAACAACCUGUUCGUCUUCGCCAACCGGGACUCCAUUCUCCUCAACUAUUUCACCAACACUGUGCUUCGGAGAUAUCCAACGCUGCCUGGUGAGCCCCGGAACUAUCCAUCCGCCGGAAGCUCGGUCAUGCUUCCCUUGGACAGCGCAAACAGCUUCUCCAAUGCCGAAAUUCUCGUUUGCGGAGGAAGCAACAAGGACGCCUACGCGUAUCCAGCUGGUCAGCUUCCGGCCUCUCAGACCUGCGGUAGAAUGGUAGCGACGUCAGGCGAUCCAAAUUGGAACAUACUCAACAUGCCUACGCGAAGAAACAUGGGUGACAUGGUUCUGCUUCCAACCGGCCAAGUCCUCAUCAUCAACGGAGCGCAAAGUGGAUCUCAAGGAUGGGGAUACGCGUCCAGUCCCUGCCUCAACCCUGUCAUAUUCGAUCCGGUCAGCUCAAAGUUCGAAACUCAAGCAGCCAGUACCAUUCCGAGAAUGUAUCACUCCACCGCAAACCUUCUUCCAGACGGCCGAGUCCUUGUAGCAGGCAGCAACACGCACGAGUACUACACUUUCACGGGAGCGUUUCCAACGGAGUUGAGAGUAGAAGCUUUCUCUCCGGCAUAUCUAGACCCUGCAAACGACUGGCAGAGACCGAAGUUAGUUAACUAUCCAGGAGUUAUCAACUAUGGAAUGCCAUUCUCGGUGGACGUCUCCUUACCGGGCAACUUGACUGGAGAUAUCGAGUUGACGCUUUUGAGUGCUCCGUUUACCACGCACUCCUUCUCUCAAGGGCAGAGGCAGCUCAAACUAGCGGUUUCCACACCAUUACGAGCAAACGGGAACACCUUUACUGUGAAAAGCUCGGCACCGCCAAGCGCCGUGAUCGCUCCACCAUCGUUCUACAUGCUCUUUCCCCUACACAAUGGAAUCCCAGGCACAGCGACAUGGGUGAUGGUAACAUACUAG
Messenger RNA from Selaginella moellendorffii, 1786 nucleotides. Its product is annotated as aldehyde oxidase GLOX. The transcript is spliced from 2 exons. Bases 179 to 1786 code for a protein of 535 amino acids. The record is from RefSeq and is a predicted model, not a curated record. Lineage: Eukaryota; Viridiplantae; Streptophyta; Lycopodiopsida; Selaginellales; Selaginellaceae.